Messenger RNA from Bombus pyrosoma, 11514 nucleotides. RefSeq names its product beta-3 adrenergic receptor-like. Lineage: Eukaryota; Metazoa; Arthropoda; Insecta; Hymenoptera; Apidae. The transcript is spliced from 11 exons. Gene Ontology annotation, molecular function: G protein-coupled receptor activity. The record is from RefSeq and is a predicted model, not a curated record. The coding region runs from base 6988 to 9015 and encodes 675 amino acids. Gene Ontology annotation, cellular component: membrane. Gene Ontology annotation, biological process: G protein-coupled receptor signaling pathway.
UUGAAAUAUAAGCUAAAUUUAUCGUGUAAUGUUUUUGAUAAAAAUGAUUGAGAUCAGCGUACGGGGUUGGACUUAUAACGUUAUAGAUUCUGGUAGCUAAUGCUUCAGCGAGGAGGAAGUUUUCCAUUCGAUUUUGAAUUUUACUCACCUAAUUUUUAUCGAUAAUAAUUUUAAAAACUAAAAGCAACGACUUGACUUUUAUUCUUUGAUUUCUGACACACGUCUGAAUAUAAACAUUUUAUUACUGAGUGAUAGCAAGAAAUGGAUUGCUUCUUUUGUAAUCUAUGUCGCCGGGUCCCAUUUUGAGGUACGUCCGGCACGUGGUCUUGAGUAAAUUUUUUGAAAAGAACUAUAUGGAUUUCGUGAUUUGAAGUGACAGAUUAUAUUCAAGUUUGUAUAAAAAUGUGUUUGAAUCAUACGGUGAAAGUGGUUUGAUUCUACAAAUCCAAACAUAUGUGUGCCAGGAAGCAACACCCGGAAAGGAAAAUGAUAUAAACUCCGAAAAUUGAAAACAUAGAAAUCAAAGAUUAAGCAAUUCCUUAAAGGAGGAAGAGAUACAGUGAAUUGAUAUUUUCAAAAAUUAGAUUCGAAAAAAUUUACAAAAUUCUUAUAAAAUUUUUUAUUCAGUUUCUGAAGGUAAAAGGAAAUCAGUAUUGAUUUGAAAUCAGUGCAAGUAUUAAAUUUGAAAAUUAAAAGUGUUUGAAUGAUAUCAUAACAUUUGAAACAUUCGCUUGAAAAUAGGUUUAUUAUGUUACUUAAGAACAAAAAUUACUUUGGGAUUGGAACAAAUGGCACCGGUUAACCGUAACGUUUUAUACAAUACUCGAUAAUAUUUAGUCAUAAAUCUUACAUUUCAUGUUACAAAACUUAAAUGAUUUUAACCAUAAACUUUCAUUAUAUUCAACAUUUUAUAUUUUAAUUUUUUUUAAAUUUAUAUUUUCGAACAAAAAUUUAAUUUUCGGCUAUUAGGAAAAAUUUGAAGAAAUUGUAUUGUUGAACAAAUAUAAGAAACUUUGGCUUUUUUAGAAAAAAAGGAACAUUCCAUAUCUUACAAUAAGGAGAUUGUAUAAAUUCUAAUUUUCCAGUAAAAUACUUGAUAAAAUCGAGCGUUUUCGUAUUCUACGAGGACAAAAAGGAAAUCGAUAUUACUUAAAGCACUAAAUCCGAUAUUAGAAGGUUUUGUAAUCAACAUACUGUACAUAGCCGUGAUAUUUGUCUCGGUGAAAGUUUCCACGACAUCGAGAAUACUUCUAUUUUGCAUAUUUUCACGGAAAAUUUCGUCAUGAUUUAUUUUCUUCGCAUCGUUCAUCAUAAUCAAGCCAUUACAUGGAUUUCAUCGGUGGAUUACAUCGAUAUGUUAAUCACAACGUCGUCACGAAUCCGGGAAGAUAAUUACAUAUAUAAGUAUCGGAGAAAUAAGAUCAGCCCCCAAACACGACGUCUGUGACGAUGACUAACGAACGAAUAAUAAAUCAGCUACUGGUGGAAUACAAUGAUUCAUUUCCAAUUGUGGGAUAAUGUAAUUGAUUAUUUAAAUUCCAAUCUUACGCUACUAUUGAAUAAUUAAGCAAACAAUAUGUAAUGUUUGUGCGCACGCAUUGAUUGUGGCUGAUAAAAUUGGAAUUUCGUGGCAUAUUUUGACAUUCUCCGAAAUUUUUGAAUACGUCCUAUUAUUCAUGUUGCUGCGUAUUUGAAAUGUCAGUCAUUUUCAAAACUGUUUGCGGCUGGUUUAUAUCGUAAGAAAUUUAUUUUUAUUUCUUUUGUGUCUCGUAAAUUCGUUUUAUUUUAUCGCUUAUUGAUUUAUUUGAUUUUGAAUGUUUUAGGAAGAUCGGUGUACUUUUGGUGUCAUCCGACGAUCUCUUUUGGUAUCAAACGAGAGACCAGCAGAUAUUUAUUUUUUCCAUAAAAUAAUAGCUGAGUUAACCUCAGUCUGGUUCACUUUUUUUUUUAAAUAUAGCACUUCUGCUAUUUUUUUAUAGGAUUUUUAUUCUGAGAUAAUGCUGAAACAAAAAUUGAUAAACGAAUUAUGUGAAAUAUUUCCGAAAUUGCAUUAACGGGAUGAAAUAUAUAUGUAUAUAGCAAGAAAGAAUUCAGUAAAGUUUUAUGAAAGGUAUGAUAUUAUUCUUUAUUUUUUAUCUUUGAGUAACUAUUGUAAUGAAUAAAAAAAUGAUUCAUUAGAAAUAUUACUCUUAACUAGGACAACAAAAAUAAGUGGCUAUAGGGAGAGAUUAUGUAGUCAAUAAAUUAAAUAUCAUCAAACUAAAAUUUCUCAAAAAAAGAAAAUAUCACCGAACAAGUAGUUCGUGUUUAUUUUUCCCUCGACAAAAGAUUUUCUAGGCGAGUUGUAAAAAGUAUUUUCAACAUGCAGGUUGUAAACAUGUUUGCUUGCGGUCUAGCAUUAUCUUUUUGCGAUAACUGCAUCCUAGAUCAAGUUGCUAGUACUUCGUUAAGCUAUGAACAAUUUUUUUCUCAUUCCUCGUUUGAAUUUCGUUCAGUGAUAUUUAAAACUGAUUCUAUAAAUGUCGAAAGUUGAGCUCUUCCAAAUUAAUCGCAGUGUCCGCGAAAACUUAUGAUCUUUUCUUCCGAUUGAAAUAACAUUUCCGAAUAUAAACGAAAAUGGUAAAGAGACCUAUUAAAGCAGCUGACAAUAAUAUUGGCUUUUCCGUAAAACUGUCGUUUUCUCGUUUUUAAUGUGGUUUUUGUUAUCAAGGAAGAGAGAAGGACAUUGGAGUAUGUAUACACGUAAAUCUUUAUAUCCUUUAUUUAUCGUUCUUCAACCAAUUCAAAGUAGUAUCGAUAUAGUUUUCGUAGAUACGUGUCUCGAUCAUCGAACUACGAUAUUUUUAAAUCUUUAUUACUAAAAUAGUAAACAGCUAAUAUUCACAUAUUGUAUCGUUCGAAGAAGCGAAAGUAUGAGUUUCGUAAAUAAUUAUAAUUUUACGACACUCGUAUUUUAAAGAAGAAGCUAUUUUUGAAUCGGAUAUUUAGCAUUCAGAGCAAUUUCAUUCAUCAAUUGUAAUAAUGUUUCUUCCAUUUAUUUUUUAUGUCCAUCGUAUUUCCAAUAACCAAGCGUGCCAUGAACCCUACUUUCGAAAGUAUUAUUAAUGACGCAUAAAGGUUCCAUUGAUCGAGAACCAACUAAAAGAAUUCCCUCGAGUUUUAGCUAAUUAAUUCGGCGGGUAGGAAAGUGCAGCGUUAUAUUCGAACACAGAUACACAUGCGCAGAUAUAAACACGUAUACACAUCGUUUUUCAAAUGUCAGUAACUAGAAAACGAAGUCUAAAACGCGAGUUUUGUUAUUCUCCAUUUUUCUCUUAUUUUGGUUUAUUGAACUAUCUCAUAAAUUUUCUACCAGCUGUUGCCGAACGCCCACUAUAAUCACGAAAAAUUUCAGGAGACGAUGUCUCUCUCUCUCUCAUUUCAACAAGGAAAAAAUCUUUAAUAUUUUAAGGAAAUAUUUACGAUACUUUUGAAACAAGAUAUCAAGUAUGUCAUUAAUGAUUCUUUUCAUCUUCUUCAAAGUUAAGAAAUUUUUUAGCGACUGAAAAAUAUGAUUAAUUCAGAACGCUGUGAAGAAUGCAGCAGAGUUAAUCUCUGAUAUCUUAAUUAGUUUAAACGAUAAAAAUUAUAAGGAAAGAAAAAGUUACCUUACUUUUUCAACGUCUCAAUAACAACAUCGAUCAUUGUCCUUAGUUUUCUUGGCACGAUCGGGAUUUCAGAUUUUUUUUUUGUGUCAAACUCUUCGUGGAUUUACAGAAAAAGGGCGUGCAGUAAGUGGACAAUCCGUUCUGCUUAGAAAUCGCGAUUCCAAAUUGCAAUGUCGACGGGCGGUCUUCAUUGGAAAUGCAGAUCCUCCUCUCUUAUUCUUUCUCAUACGUCGUCGGUACGGAACAAGGAUAGUGGGAGGUCGAAGACGUAGAAAAUCGAAUUGCUAGGAUAUCUGAUGCAUGGCCCAGGUUCAUUUCCAUAACUUCCACCAACGGGAAACCAUAACGUCACGAAAACAAUUAGUUAAUGGGAAGUGGACAAAGUUUACGUCACGGUCCAGUUAUACUUUAAUAGAGUCAGAGCAUUUUAAACUUCCAUUGUCAUCACUAGAUAUCGGUCUAUUGUACCUCGAAACUAUUGUUCGAAUUAAUCAGACCGGCUACGCUUGUAACUUACAACCAUCUGCCUUCCAAGUCUGAAUUGAAUUUAGCGAACGAAUCGAGCAGAUCCUUGAACGAUUUUCUCCAAUGAUAAGACCACUCUUUUUCGCUUCAUCGCGAUAAUUCUAUUGAUUUUCGUUUUGAUUGCUCAGAAAUGACGAUUUGAGAUGUAUAUAACUUUGAAGAUAGUAAGGGUAUAUUUAGAAGUUGUUUCAAUGGUGUUGGAAACAUUGUUUUUUCGUUUGACAUAAGAAAAAUGAAAGAUUUACAAUGGAUAUAAGUAAUUUUCGCUGGCCCUGUCUUCUUAUUCAAAUUUCAUUCAUAAAAUGUCAUAUUUCUUUCAUAAUAGUAAUAUCUAUCUUCAUUAACGAUUAAGAAGAAACGUAUGUAUUAUAAAAAUUUAAAGUAGGAACCUGCAGUAUGUAAUAUCAAUUUAAAUAAUAUGUGAAACUUAUUAAUUUAUAUGGUCAAUUUCAUUGAAAAAAUAUGUAUGCAUGGAUUUUCUUAAACCGACUUCAUUUUAUUUAUAUUUUAGUCACGCGUCAUAAAUACGGCACUUUGCACAUGUGCAAUUAGUCACUUAAAAUGUAUUAAAUCAUACAUAUUUUCUUGAUUUAUGAAGGAGUAAUAUAUGGAGCGUUCCCAAUUUAAAUGUCAAGACGUUUUCACUUCGUUCUGGAAAAAUCGCGGAAAAAGAAACGAAAACGUUUUCGUUCUUUUAAUUAUUUAUUUACACUUGUGUAUUCCAAGAGACCGAAUCAUAGCUGUAGUGCACCGGAUAUCUCCAGGGCAAUAUCUAGCUGCAAUUAGAACGGUCAAUGUUAGAUGUAAUGCUUGCAUUGUUUCAGAGGGCCAGCAUUUUGAACAGUAUCUUCAUAAAAUAGACGAUAGUACGAACAAAUAAAUGUAAAUAAAUAAAUGAGCAAACAAAAACUUUUUUUUCUUCUUUCUUCAUUUACAAUUAGUUUAUCGAUCCCUUACAGGUUGCCGAAGUUUUGACAUUAAAUUGGGGGGGCAUGUUGUAUGUAUUAAAUACGUUAAUAUAUUAUUAAAUAAUCGACUUCCGUGUACGAACGUGUACCAUAGAGUUUGCCGCAAGUUUGGUUGGAAAAAUGUUGUUUUCGAACAUAGAACAUACAUGCAUAAUGCAAAGAAAGGUUUCCUGUUCGAGUGAAUAUGGUAAAGUACGAGCUAUUUCAUAAAUUUUCAGUGAGCAUUGGGAACCGAGUCGACGAAUAAUAUAUAGGAUCCCUCAUUGUAGGGUAACGUUUAUUUUGAAAUAAAAAAUUAAUUCAAAUGAGAUGUAAUGUGCGAUUCUGAAUUUCUCAACACCAAUAAAGGUUUUAUAAUCCUUUUUGUGUAUUUAUGGACAUGUAUAUUUGUAAUUUCUUAUACAAUCCUAUUGAAGAUUCUUCUUUAAUUCUUUUUUUAAGAUUAGAUGAAAACUUAACGUAUCCAUCUUGUAGUUCCAAUGUUGCAAUAAAUUCCAUUAUAACAGACUCUCCAUUACAGGUUGCAGACUCUCCUAGUUUUUUAAAUAAUCAACUCAUUAUCGAAUCUUUACCCUUUUAAAAAUACUGGCGCAUACAUAUGUGCAUGUAUACAUAGAAUUAAUUUUUCUUCAAACCAAACGUAAUUCUAUAUAAACAAUAAAUAUUAUAUAGACAAUGGACAUAUUUAUAAAAGGAUUCCAUACAUCCAUUGUUUGUAAUACAUAUUAAUAUGUUUUUGAACACAUCAUAAAUAAUGAAUAUUCUUGUAUGUAUGAAAUCCUUCUUUAAAUACACGAAUGUAUUUAUCAUACAAUUUAUUAAUUCUCAAUAGAAACGGGACGACAUGUAUAAAAACAGAAGAUCUCUAAAUAAAUAAAUCCAAAACAAUAAUAAACCGAAUAAUGAGUUAACUUAUCUUCUCGUGUUAACAGGUUUGGACCACCAAGAAAACCGUCUUCUUCAAACUGCAAAGAAUUGAUUCUCGAUCCACGUGCGUGAUCCACCGAUCGAGGGCUUCCCUCUGCUCUUCGAAACACACAGAGGCGCGCACUGCGCGCGUCGGUGUAGGCGUCGCGACGCCUCGCGCCGACGUAGUUCUCUCAACCAAUCUCCCUCUCUCUUUAUCUCUAUCUUUAUCCUUCUCCACCCUCGGUUCUCUCCUCUCCAUCCGUGUUUCCCCGGCGCCCGUUGAAUCCAGCACGUGGCAUCAAAGGGAAGAUAUACGGCAGGGUGGUCGCCUGUUCCCGGCCAAACGGCGACGACCCUUGCUCGUCGUCGCUCCUACUCGCGCGCGAUUUCGAGAAUCCGCUCGGACAGAAGACACGAGUCGAUCGCCGCCGCUACCUGUCAGCCUGCUUUCCGCGCCACAAGACGGACCCCCGCCAAGGGGAGAGACAGGAAUUAUUCAACGACCGCGCGACGCGCCAGCAACUUCUGUCGUGUUCCUCUGUCGCGUGAAUUUGUCAUGUCGCGGUGAAACAGUCAAGAUAUAUCACCGAUAGACACGAAUUUUUCGUGUACCUUCCGGACGCUAUGCUCGGGAGAACUGCAACGGGCUACAGUGGUUCAUGGUGAUAGCUUGGAUCGAAUUAUGGGACCAUCCUCGGAGACGAUGAGUGAAAACUGUAAACGUCACGCGGAUUCGAUACUCCGAUGAAAGGACACAAUGGAACUGAGAGUAUGUCUUUAUUUCGGACACAAUGAUGUUUGAGAUGCAUCCACCAUCAUGAUGCCGUGGAUCGUUAAACAAAGGUUCGACACCUGAGCAACAACGAUCGCCGAGAUCCGCUUCCACUUCUCGGAGCUAACCAUCUUCGAGGACGAAUAAAUCACGCGUGGGAAGAGGAAUGGUCCCUUGGGCCUUCGGCGUGCCUCUCGUCUUCGUUUCUGCUCUGGGUCUUAUUCUCAAUGGUUUUGUGCUACUCGUGGUUCUUGGACUGGGCAAACAGACGCAGCAGCAACAAACCGCCAAUACUUUGUUGCUGAUACACUUGGGUGCAGUGGAGGCGGCUGUGUGCCUGAUAUUACUGAUCUUUACUACUGGUUCCUGGCCAAUCGCCGGCACCUGGUGUGUCUUGCACGGUUUUCUUUUGACUCUUUUACAUCCAGUCGCCCUUUGGACUGUCACUGGAUUGAACUGUGACAGAUAUUACGCGAUCGCUGCACCGCUACAUUACGCCGCAUUAGUAUCACCACGACGCGUUGCGGUUGGUCUAGCUGCAUCUUGGACAGGGGCUCUGUUCUUAUGCGUGCUGCCCUUCUGGGGUCUGGUACCGCCUUACAGAUACAGUCCAGGAUUGGGCUGCUGCGCGCCAGAUUUUAGCAACGAUUCGUGGGGCUUAGCGGCGGCGCUUUACGGGGCUGUUUAUGCGAUUCUGGGGCUGGCGCUGCCCGCCAUCCUCGUCACUAUCUGCAAUUUGCGUGUGCUUGGCAUAGCGCGUUAUCACCGGCAUCGAAUCGCUAGCGCAAUUUACGAAGUCACCCUGAGCGCUCAAGCGACCAUCACCCACCAGCGAAAUCCGUUUUUCGUACCAACUGUCACGGCACCUUCGGUCGUCAGCCCACCUCGCUUUCAUAGCGCGGCCAAAACGGUAAUGCAACUGGUUGGUUCUCUAUAUUUGCUUUAUUUCCCAUACUGCGGUCUGAUUCUUUGGGAAGUUUGCGACGCCGGUAAUCAGCCGCAUUUCUACAAUCAUCCCAAACUUGCUUCGUUGGCCUCGCUUCUACUCGCUUGUUCUCCACCCAUCAACGGCCUUCUCUACGGCUUGAAAUCGCAGACACUUAGACGAUCGGUGCAGAAUUAUUGGCGGAAGAAGGCGACCAAGUCGGAACUUCAACAAGAGAUUCAAGCAAGGACACCGAGCGCAGCAGGAUCGCGAAGACCGUCCGGUAGCGGAACUGGCUCUUUCUUUCCAUUCCCGCCAUUGCAACGAAGACUCAGCGAAGCUUUGCUGGCGUUGGGAUCCUGCAGAACCGGAAACAGUUUCGACAGCAAUAAUCUCGGCUUUCAUCGAAGCAGAUUGCAGCCUGCCGCCUCAUGCAAUACACUUCGUGUACCCACUUCCGAAUCAGGUGAAAGCAGCAAAUUAGUUAGGUCAAGCGCGAGCGCAGCCAGCCUGAUGGGUCCUCAUUACAGAAGCGAUUUUAUUGGAGUUGAUGUGAGCGUUGGUUGUUCUAUAGCAAUGAAUGAAACACCAAGAAGAAGUCCAAGGAUCCUUAUAACGAGAGCUUAUAGCGAGGAUAGCCAAGAUGGAGGAAGUCCACUGUUGAGGAAACCUAUUCUGGCCAACGCUCUUCCGUGCGACAAACGGAGAUGGCGACAUUGCAGCACCGGAAGCGAUAGCAGCACGGGAAGCAGCGAGACGAGCGUGUGGACGACGGGCGUCGCGCAAAAACUCGUCAAGGCCAAUGUAAAAAGCGCAUCGGACAUGUGGCCUGCGUCGAGAAGAUUUGUACGGGGAAAAAAUUUAGAGGAAGGACCACUUUUGAUUGGCGCCAGACCGAGCAAUAACAGCGAGAGCAGCGAUACAACGGACACUACAGCUACCACAACCACUACCACGAUGCCCAGCAAGCAGGUCGCGAUGGAAAACGGUGGCUAUCGGGAGAAAGGGAAAGAAAAAAUAAAUGGCAACAAAAAAGAGGGACAGCACAGCGAGAGCGACAACAGUUGGAGCAGCGUCGACGAGAUCGAAUCGAAGGAAAUGGCGGACAAGAGCAUAGAAGAGGAUAAUUUCGAGAAGAUCGAGGAGAAAGCAGACGCAGAAAAGUGCAAGCAAUUGAGGCGGAAAUCGAAAACGAUUCGCAAACCGGAUGUUCCUCAGAAUUGCAAGGAGACCGCGCAACGAAGGCCCCUUCUCACCUCGUCAUCCUAAGUUCGAUUAAUCGAUCAACAUACCUUUUUCAUCGUUCCUAAUUUAUUAUCAUUUUCUUCUCGUAAUUUAUUGUUCGACACUGUAAUUUUUUAACGCGAUAUAAAUCCUUUCGAGGCGACCUGGUGAAACAAGAUCGCUGGAUGAAAUUUGUUAUCGAUCCAUUAACAACCGCAAGCAAUUGUUACUUUUUAAAGAAUCGAGUUCUUUGAGACUCCUGAUCGAUUGUCCGCGUUCAAUUCAGGAAGAACAGCGUGGCGAUGAAGCUGAUCGUGUCCCCGUAUGCUCGAUAUCACCUGCAAUGUGUCGACAUAUCCUGAAAUUAUAUUUUUCUACUUUCACUGACAAGUCACAGCAUUGUUAACGAGAAAACCGUGGAUUUCUUGCGGCCAUUGCGGUCGCGCUGGAAUAAGAAGACCCGAUCGAAUAUCUACAUUAUACGCCAACCACAAUGAAAAACUUGUCCUCUCGUAGAAAGUUCGAGGGAAGGAAAGUUGAUCAUCCUCGUACGGGCAUCGCGCGACUCUCACAGAAAAAAGCUCUCACAGAAAACGCCAAAGAGCUCAUUGUAUAAUAAUAAUUUUCUUCGUCACCUCGUGGGUAAUAUCUCGCGACGAAAGUUUCGCGGUGGAUUUCUCGGCAAUCACCCUCGCUAUCGGAGAUUUCGCGAAAAAGUAAUGGUAACAAACGAUCACGAUACCUGAGAGAGUUCUCUUGAUGGUAGAACGCUCGACGAAAUCCAUGAAAUAUCGUAAGAAAUCAGUCGACUUGGGACACGUGAAUCGUUUGGUCGUUUCGACGAAUUGUACGAAUUACUAUCGUGGUAAUUUCGCGAUAUAACGGGCAAUAAUUUCCCUCGCCGCUUUUGCUGAUGUUCCUAAUUAAUGGAUUCGUGAAAGACAGAAGUUUGAAGGAGCAAAUAUUAAAUAUCGUCGAAAGUUGCUUUACCGUCUGUCGUGGAUGAUAAGAUGAAUAAAUGUACGAAAUUAACGUUUAUCUAUGCAGUCUAACGUGUAUAACGGUUUCGUCUUAUCUCUUUAGAGAUAUCGACGGGUAGAAUGUUAAAGAGCAUAAAGAACUUUUGUUAAUUUUUAAAAAAUACAGUUGGAAGAAUUUUUGGCGAAAACUUGAACAUUAUAAUUUCCAUAAAUGACAAAAACACAAUAAUCUGUUGCGAAGAUAAAUUUUUCAAUUUUGUAUCUACUUUUAUAAUUUUAUAAUCGUAUUAAUACUAAGUGCAUUUCAACCGUUCUAAGGCAAUGUUCAAACGUCUAUGUUUUGCAAAUUACUAUAUAUUUUAGAAGCUAUGUGUAUAUUUUAAUAAUCGUCUAAUUAGGUAAUUUUAAAAAUGUGGAACGAAACUUCAAUGCGAAGAAGAAAAUAUGUUAAAAUUCAAACGAAAUCUUGCACGAAUGGAAACGAGUAAGCAAACGAGAGGAAUACAUUAAAAAAAUUUAAUCACUGAUGCGCGAAGCAAUUAACAUAGACGGCCGUUGAUGUGAGUUUAUUGAUAAUAAGCGAUAGUUACGCUAAUACAAUCACGUGGACGAACAGAUACACGUUAAUAAAGUGUGACAGAACGAACACUUUUUACUAGUAAGUUUGUACAAUCGUGGCCAACCACUGUGUUUACACGGGCACGGUGGAUUUAUUCGCAAUUAGGUGUAGCAACAAUCACCUAAAAAUUAACCGAUAUUAAUGUUGGUGAUUAUUGGAAUUGAUGUUUUGAAUUUUGUAGACGAUGCAUGAUUGACGCGUGUGUAUGAGAGCGUGUGCGAGUGUGUGAACAGUGUCAAGUUCAAAUGUUCUAAUAUUUAAGAAUCGUUGAAAUGGAGAAAAGAAGAUUAUUUAUCGUUUUUUAAACUCUAAGCGAAUGUUACGAAAAAUGUAGAAAACAAAUGUUGUUCGACUAACGAUUAAUUUGCAACAUAUUUAUGAAAUUUCCUCUAGAAGUUGUUUUAAUGGUUUCAAUUGAAAUGUUUUUUUGGUAUUGUUUUCGAAGAAAAAUAUGACAAGGUUCAAUACGAUAAAUGUGAUUCUGCGAAUCUUGAUCAUCAGAAAUUUACUAUAUUGUGCUCAAUUUUUUCGAUUUGCAGCGUGCACGGUCACGAUGCAAGAUUACGUAACGAGCAGAGCGAAUUCAUGUUGCGAGUACUUGGACUAUUUGCUUUCGAAUUUGUCAAUUAGAAGUUAAUGAAACGAUCUCGUCAUUUGUUGAUCUCAACAUAGAGCACAAAUAUUUUAUCAUUCCGGCGUGAAGAACUUAGUCGGGUACCGCGUGUGACAUUAAUGUUAAUGGUGUUAAAAUAUCGCGAUUUAAAUGAUGUUUGAGUGUACGUCGUUAGUGCAAAUAAAACCGAAAAAUGUUCUAAAAAAGAUAAUAGUCUUACGUAAUUAUUUCCUCUUUAGAUUCAUAGCGUACCAUCAAAAAUUACUGAAUACUAAAUUAUAAUAAAUCAGAGAAUAAUGGAAUAAGCCAAAUUGAGUCAAACUAUCAUUAGU